Molecule: messenger RNA, 2383 nt
Organism: Durusdinium trenchii
Lineage: Eukaryota; Dinophyceae; Suessiales; Symbiodiniaceae
Source: the annotation of a GenBank genome assembly
UGAGCUGAGCAUCUGGGCGACGCAUUUGGGCGCCCGAGAUCGCGCACUUCGAUUUGCCAUGAAAGUCGGUGGUCGAUACCAUCAGACACGAGUGAUGUUGGCAGUUGGGAUCCUCUUCCUUCUUUUGCAACGUUAUCUGUGCGCCGCUGGUAACGGCCCAUGGUUUAACGGCUGGUGCACGCGUAUCACCGAUUUGGAGCAGCAACGAACACUCACGCUCAUCCUGGGCUCUUUUCAAACCGAAGAGACCUGGGCACAGGUCUAUGCAGCGCUCCUGGUCGGUGAACAUGGCCGCGUCGAGACCGAGCAGGUCUUCUUGGAUCCAGCCAAGGUCACCAUGCAGCGUGGGGACGACUUGGCCACGAGGCUGACCAAAGGCGACCAUGCGAAGAAUUCGUGGAUUUUGCCCAUCGGGAAGUUCUGGACCAAUGUCUCGAACUCGAUGAUGGAGUUUGUGUUCCCCUCAGGCCGACGCUUUACGGCGUGGCUCGAGGAUGUGGCGCCCUGGGCGCCUGAAGGAUGGAUUGGGAGGCUGCCGGAUGCAGUGAUGCCUACGCACUACUUCGUUCGGAGCCUCCGGUCCUCCAGCAAGUACCAGCUUGACAUGAAGACCGGGAAGGGUUUCGGACACCAGGAGAUGAACUACGGUCGGCGCUUUCCCCAAGCCUUCGUUUGGGUGCAGGGCACGGCUGACGGCGGCCGGAGCCAAUUGCUGCUCACCGGCGGACGGUUCACCAUCUCCGGGAUCACUUCCCAGCACUACAUCUUGACAUAUCGCUCAAGGGAGCGGUCGUGGGACUUUCGAAGCAUCGACCUGCACCGCUUCCGAUCGGAGGUCGAUGGUUGCAAUGGUACCCUGCUGCUCACCGCGCUCAGUGGCCACCGGCGCCUCGAGCUCCGGGUCUCUGCACCAGCGGAGAGCUUUUCCGAGCAGAUUUACGUGCCAACCACGGAUGGCUUCAGCCGAGAACCAGGCAGUUCAGAGAGCCACACUGCCUUGGCGGUGGUGAGGCUCUAUGCAGCUCGGAGCGACCGGAGGAAGGGCCUGCGACCCAUCGAGUACGCGAUCUUCCGGCAAGCUGCCUUGGAGCGGAAUGGGGCGUCGAACGACAAGUCUGAUGGAUCGGGGUCGGGUCGAAGGUGCCGGAUUCGGUCGGAGCAGGGAAAAGAGCAGGAGUUCGGCGGCGAGUACAACUGCGCCAGCUCCGCUCCGACAGCGACGGCGAGUACCGCGGCCACGGCCUUUGUCGGCCCAGCACGGCCGUCUCCGCUGCGACGGAGCAAGGCCAAGUUGAAGAAGAUCAACAAUCCAGACAUAUCCAGAGACGUGUCAAGUCUGCGGCAUGGCCAUGCUGCACCAAUGAUGACCUUAGCAGCUACCACCACUACGCCGCGUCCUGCAAGCGCCUCCCUCCUAGCACCCACGGCUGCCGCGCUCGUGGCUGCGGCCGCUGCGUUUUCGGUGCGAAAAGCACGGCGGAAGCGCUCGCUGCAGGAGGGCAUCGCAGACUUCUACGACGCGUCUACAGGCGUUUGGGUGGAGAUUUGGGGCGAUCAUUUGCACCACGGCUACUAUGAGGACAACUCCUGGAGGUCCUUGAAACAACAUCAAGAAGCUCAGGUGAGAAUGAUUGAGGAGGUCCUGAGCUGGGCGAAGGUGGACGGAUUGAGCUCAGUGAGCACCGUGCUGGAUGUGGGCUGUGGCGUGGGGGGUUCCUCCAGAUAUUUGCAGAAGAAGUAUGGCGCCAAAGUCACAGGCAUCACCUUGAGCCCCAAGCAGUGCGCUCAAGCGCAAGAGCUUUCCCGCAAGACAGGCCAGGAGGAGCGUUGUGACUUCCAAGUCGCUGAUGCGCUGAAGAUGCCAUUCGCGGACGACUCCUUUGAUCUCAUUUGGUCUUUGGAGAGCGGCGAGCACAUGCCGCGCAAAGCCGAGUUCAUGGCGGAGAUGCAUCGGGCUCCUUGGCAGCGAGGCCCUGUCGCGCAAGGAGAGACCUUCCCGAUGCCGGACGUUCGCCCCACGCGACCGGGGCGCCAUGCGACCCUGGGGGGUCGUGUUGGCAUUGCAGACUACCGCCAAAUCGCGCAGGAGCAGCUCGGAAUGACAGGUCUGCGGACCGACGACUGGAGCCAGUACAUCGCGCCCUUCUGGUCGGCCGUGAUCCGCAGCGCCCUGCAGCCACGCGGCUGGUGGGCUCUCUUACGAGGUGGCCUCGAGACCUUCCGUGGCGCCCUGGUGAUGCCCCUCAUGAACCGCGGCUAUCGCACGGGCACCAUCCGUUUCGCGCUGCUCACGGGGCUCAAAACGGGCGGCGCCACGGGCUCCGCGCCAGGCGAGGAAUACAUUCAUUUGGAGGUGAUGGUGCUUUUGAUGCGUUUGGUUUGA